CUCGCCCCGCCCUAGGCUGGGCUGGAAAGUGGAGGAUCCGGUUUGCCCUGGGCGGGUCUGGAAGCAGAGCAGGCCGAAGAAGAGCCGGGGCCCUGGGCUGCUGGAGGUUGCGGCGGCCGCGGCAGCAUGGUGGUGUCAGAGAAGGAGCAGAGCUGGAUCCCCAAGAUCUUCAAGAAGAAGACCUGUACGACGUUCAUAGUUGACUCCACAGAUCCGGGAGGGACCUUGUGCCAGUGUGGGCGCCCCCGGACCGCCCACCCUGCAGUGGCCAUGGAGGAUGCCUUCGGGGCAGCCGUGGUGACCGUGUGGGACAGCGAUGCACACACCACGGAGAAGCCCACCGAUGCCUACGGAGAGCUGGACUUCAUGGGGGCCGGCCGCAAGCACAGCAAUGGCUCAUUCCCUGCGAGGUACCGGUGGCACGGCGACCCGGAGGACGGGGUCCAGUUUCCCCUGGACUACAACUACUCGGCCUUCUUCCUGGUGGACGACGGCACGCACUGCCGCCUGGGGGGCGAGAGCCGCUUCCGCUUGCGCCUGGAGUCCUACAUCUCGCAGCAGAAGACGGGCGUGGGAGGGACUGGAAUUGACAUCCCUGUCCUGCUCCUCCUGAUCGACGGUGAUGAGAAGAUGUUGACGCAAAUAGAGAACGCCACCCAGGCUCAGCUCCCCUGUCUCCUCGUGGCCGGCUCUGGGGGAGCUGCGGACUGCCUGGCGGAGACCCUGGAAGACACUCUGGCCCCAGGGAGUGGGGGAGCCAGGCAAGGCGAAGCCCGGGAUCGAAUCAGGCGUUUCUUUCCCAAAGGGGACCCUGAGGUCCUGCAGGCCCAGGUGGAGAGGAUUAUGACCCGGAAGGAGCUCCUGACAGUCUAUUCUUCUGAGGAUGGGUCUGAGGAAUUCGAGACCAUAGUUUUGAAGGCCCUUGUGAAGGCCUGUGGGAGCUCGGAGGCCUCAGCCUACCUGGAUGAGCUGCGUUUGGCUGUAGCUUGGAACCGCGUGGACAUUGCCCAGAGUGAACUCUUUCGGGGGGACAUCCAAUGGCGGUCCUUCCAUCUCGAAGCCUCCCUCAUGGACGCCCUGCUGAAUGACCGGCCCGAGUUCGUGCGCUUGCUCAUCUCCCACGGCCUCAGCCUGGGCCGCUUUCUGACCCCGAUGCGCCUGGCCCAACUCUACGGCGCAGCGCCCCCCCACUCGCUCAUCCGCAACCUUUUGGACCAGGCGUCCCACAGCGCAGGCACCAAAGCCCUAGCCCAAAAAGGGGGAGCUGCGGAGCCCCGGCCCCCUGACGUGGGGCAUGUGCUGAGGAUGCUGCUGGGGAAGAUGUGCGCGCCGAGGUACCCCUCCGGGGGCGCCUGGGACCCUCACCCAGGCCAGGGCUUCGGGGAGAGCAUGUGUCUGCUCUCGGACAAGGCCACCUCGCUGCUCUCGCUGGAUGCUGACCUUGGGCAGGCCCCCUGGAGUGACCUGCUUAUUUGGGCACUGCUGCUGAACAGGGCACAGAUGGCCAUGUACUUCUGGGAGAUGGGUUCCAAUGCAGUUUCCUCAGCUCUUGGGGCCUGUUUGCUGCUCCGGGUGAUGGCACGUUUGGAGCCUGAUGCUGAGGAGGCAGCACGGAGGAAAGACCUGGCGAUCAAGUUUGAGGGGAUGGGCGUUGACCUCUUUGGUGAGUGCUAUCACAGCAGUGAGGUAAGGGCUGCCCGCCUCCUCCUCCGUCGCUGCCCGCUCUGGGGGGAUGCCACUUGCCUGCAGCUGGCCAUGCAAGCUGACGCCCGUGCCUUCUUUGCCCAGGAUGGGGUACAGUCUCUGCUGACACAGAAGUGGUGGGGAGAUAUGGCCAGCACUACACCCAUCUGGGCCCUGGUUCUUGCCUUCUUUUGCCCCCCACUCAUCUACACCCGCCUCAUCACCUUCAGGAAAUCAGAAGAGGAGCACACACGGGAGGAGCUACAGUUUGACAUGGAUAGUGCCGUUAACGGAGAAGGGCCUGUUGGGCUGACCCCGGGUUUGUACCACCUGGGCCGCACCAUCCUCUGCAUUGACUUCAUGGUUUUCACGGUGCGGCUGCUGCACAUCUUCACGGUCAACAAACAGCUGGGGCCCAAGAUAGUCAUCGUGAACAAGAUGAUGAAGGACGUGUUCUUCUUCCUCUUCUUCCUCGGCGUGUGGCUGGUGGCCUAUGGCGUGGCCACGGAGGGGCUCCUAAGGCCACGGGACAGUGAUCUCCCAAGUAUCCUGCGCCGCGUCUUCUACCGUCCUUACCUGCAGAUCUUCGGGCAGAUCCCCCAGGAGGACAUGGACGUGGCCCUCAUGGAGCACAGCAACUGCUCGUCGGAGCCCGGCUUCUGGGCACACCCUCCCCGGACCCAGGCGGGUGUCUGUGUCUCCCAGUAUGCCAACUGGCUGGUGGUGCUACUCCUCGUCAUCUUCCUGCUCGUGGCCAACAUCCUGCUGGUCAAUUUGCUCAUCGCCAUGUUCAGCUACACGUUCGGCAAAGUACAGGGCAACAGCGAUCUCUACUGGAAGGCGCAGCGCUACCGCCUCAUCCGGGAAUUCCACUCUCGGCCCACGCUGGCCCCGCCCUUUAUCGUCAUCUCCCACUUGCGCCUCCUGCUCAGGCAAUUGUGCAGGCGCCCCCGGAGCCCCCAGCCGUCCUCCCCGACCCUCGAGCAUUUCCUGGUCUGCCUUUCUAAGGAAGCCGAGCGGAAGCUGCUAACGUGGGAAUCGGUGCAUAAGGAGAACUUCCUGCUGGCACGCGCUAGGGACAAGCGGGAGAGCGACUCCGAGCGUCUGAAGCGCACGUCCCAGAAGGUGGACAUGGCACUGAAACAGCUGGGACACAUCCGCGAGUACGAACAGCGCCUGAAAGUGCUGGAGCGGGAGAUCCAGCACUGUAGCCGCGUCCUCGGGUGGGUGGCCGAGGCCCUGAGCCGCUCUGCCUUGCUGCCCCCAGGUGGGCCGCCACCCCCUGACCUGCCUGGGCCCAAAGACUGAGCCCUGCUGGCAGACUUCAAGGAGAAGCCCCCACAGGGGAUUUUGCUCCUAGAGUAAGGCUCAUCUGGGCCUCGGCCCCCGCGCCUGGUGGCCUUGUCCUUGAGGUGAGCCCCGUGCCCGUCUGGGCCACUGUCGGGACCACCUUUGGGAGUGUCAUCCGUACAAACCACAGCAUGCCCGGUUCCUCCCAGAACCAGCCCCAGCCUGGGAGGAUCAAGUCCUGGAGCCCGGGCCGUUAUCCCUCUGGGGACUCUGCCACAGCAGGGGAGGCUGGAGGGUUAACAGGGACCACAGACCCCUCACCACUCACAGAUUCCUCACACUGGGGAAAUAAAGCCAUUUGAGAGGAAUUGUG
Molecule: messenger RNA, 3346 nt
Organism: Mandrillus leucophaeus (drill)
Lineage: Eukaryota; Metazoa; Chordata; Mammalia; Primates; Cercopithecidae
Gene: TRPM4
Product: transient receptor potential cation channel, subfamily M, member 4
Exons: 22
Coding region: 127-2991 (954 amino acids)
Biological process (GO): calcium ion transmembrane transport
Molecular function (GO): calcium-activated cation channel activity; ligand-gated calcium channel activity
Source: RefSeq, a predicted model, not a curated record